AUGGAACCUCCUGCGAAGAGAGUGAGGUCGUCCACUGCAUAUAGAAGGGCACCUUACGCAGCAGCAGCAUGUGAUUAUUGCCAUGGCCGUAAGCUGAAGUGCUCAGGCGACCGUCCCUGUGCUCGAUGCAAGAAACAAGAUAUCUCGUGCAGUUACCCUACAAAGGCAUCGUCCGCCACGACCCAGACGGACUCGGGCUUGAACCAGCAGCAACCGCCUGGAGAUCAAAAUGGCACCAGACUAUCGGAAACGUUGUUCACGAGUAUCGAUGAUUUGCAACGUCAGUUGGACGAUUUUCGCACAAAACUUCGCGGUGCUACAGUACCUGGACUGUCCGAGUCCUUGUUGCUGAGUCCGCCCGAAACGAUGCAGCAGAAAGUCAACCCCGAUGAAAGGACGACAAGAGAUCCCGCUUUAAUGAAGGAGGAGUCUACCUCAGCGAAUUCCCCGGGUAUAUAUGCCGGCCCAACGAGCUUCGCUUGGGGAAUGGUGACGGCCGACGCAAGGCUUGCCAAUUUGACUCCAUCCAGUCGAGACGACGCCACGCCGGGGAGUCCACCACUGCCGCUUGCUCAAAGUCCACAGGCUGCAGGAUCGCCUCCUUUUCAACCGCCUGAACCGACCGAGUUCUAUGAGAAUGCGUCGUUGGACAAAUUCAGUGUCGAAGACGUGCUUCGCUAUCUGGAUAUAUUCCAGAAUGUCUAUGGCGUCCUCCAUGCCAUUCCUCAACUUGAGAAGAUUAGAACCAAUACUCCCAGUUUACUCCGGUCUGCAAAGCGAUCAAUUUGGUCACAGGCUUGCGAUCCUGGCCGCUGUGGUCUGUUGGAGAUGAUGAAGAUUAUUUUGGCAGCCGGGCUUGUUGCGGAGGCCGGGACGAGGACCAAACUAUCGGAGGUAUUGUAUCGAUCUGUGGAACCUUGCAUCACUGCGUGUGCUUUUCAGCACACCGUCACAUAUGACUUUCGGACGCUGUUGCUGCUGGUGGCUAUGUACCACUUCGCGAACGACGACCUCGUGCUCGGGGCUCGAGCGAUCAUGUACGCCGCGCGCACUGCCGUGGAGGAAGGCUUAUAUCGAAUCGAGACCCUCACUGCCAAGGUGCCGGAUCAAAAGGAACGGCAGGCAGUAGUCCGUCAGUUGUGGAGCCUGUUUGUGCUUGAUCGGCAGUUCAACUUCGCCGCCGGCCUGCCGCACCAUCUGAACGACCGGGAUGUCGACCUGCCUGCCCCCGUUGAGGCACCGUAUCUGGCUGCUAUGGUCAGCUAUGUCAUCAUGGGGGCUCAGGGAUGGAACUCGCUCGUCAACCGCAACUUGCUUGCCAGCGGUCGCAUACCCUCCAAGGACGCCCUCAAUUUCUUUCACUAUCAAGUCCAUCAUUGGAGAGAGGAGCUUGAUCCGUCGGUCCGCUUCGACCCUCGGGCGAUCGAGUCCGACGACGGCGUAUUCUUCACCUCGACGCAGGAUGAACGCGAGAUCUAUCUCAAGACGCUGCUCUACCUGCGAUCGAACCAGAUUCAUAUCCUUGUUCUCCGUCCAAUUCUCAUAUACCCUCAAACUGCACGCAAUAAUACCACUCUUAUCAUGGACGCCAUCGUUCUGGCCAAGAAAACGAUCCGCACGCUGAACACAGUGGCCGCAAAGACGGCGCUCUACACCACCAGACAAGCAAUCUUCAACCAUUUCCUCUCGUCGGCAUUGGCUGUUCUCUUCCUGACGGCCGCGUAUGACGCCGAAACCCAGGCAACUACUGGCACACGCCCAGACGCAUCAAUCAGACUGCUCGGAGACGCUGCCACCGAACUACAAGCGGGCCUCGAUCUCAUCGACCGGCUGCGACGGACCUCACAGUCCGCUGCCAAGCUUUGGGCGCGUUUCGCCCGCCCACGACAACAGCUCGUCCGGCUGGGUAUUUUGAGCUGCUCAUCUGUCUCUCAACGGGAGAAACAACAACACCCACCCCAUGAAGCCACAGGUCAUCGUCCUUUGCAUGCACAAAGUCAUACUCAAACUGAGACGCAAGAUUAUGACAUGAGUGGAGCCAACGUCAGCACCAGCAUGAACGCCGGCGCAGACCAUCAUGCCGUCGACUUUGGGGCCUCCGUUGCCCUUGCGCCUGACUUUGACUUUGACUCCGUGGUAGGCGUCUUCGAGCAGGACAAUGGCCUCCUUUGGCAGGACUGGUUCGAGGGCGGGUUCAUGGACUCUUCCGCCCCCUUUGGCAUGCCGGCAUGGAUGUGA
This is a messenger RNA of Cladophialophora carrionii CBS 160.54, 2238 nucleotides long. RefSeq lists its product as uncharacterized. Gene Ontology annotation, cellular component: nucleus. NCBI's taxonomy places the organism in Eukaryota, Fungi, Ascomycota, Eurotiomycetes, Chaetothyriales, Herpotrichiellaceae. Gene Ontology annotation, molecular function: DNA-binding transcription factor activity, RNA polymerase II-specific; zinc ion binding; RNA polymerase II cis-regulatory region sequence-specific DNA binding. Gene Ontology annotation, biological process: DNA-templated transcription; positive regulation of transcription from RNA polymerase II promoter by galactose. The record is from RefSeq and is a predicted model, not a curated record. Bases 1 to 2238 code for a protein of 745 amino acids. The transcript has 2 exons.